Neltuma alba is the source of this 1230-nucleotide messenger RNA. RefSeq names its product fruit protein pKIWI502. NCBI's taxonomy places the organism in Eukaryota, Viridiplantae, Streptophyta, Magnoliopsida, Fabales, Fabaceae. The record is from RefSeq and is a predicted model, not a curated record. The transcript has 5 exons. Bases 86 to 991 code for a protein of 301 amino acids. Gene Ontology annotation, molecular function: oxidoreductase activity.
UCUUCCGUCCACCCAAGUCGGCGGCCAGCCCUUCCGUGACCAGUCUCCUACAUUCAUAUAAGCUUUCAUACGAAAGACAACAGCUAUGUCACUCUCUCUCUCACCCUCUCUUCCUUCUUCCUCUUCCCUCUGCCCUAAUGCGCACCUUAGGCCAUCCCUUCCUCCCAUGUCUAUUCUACGCUGCCUAGCUCAUCCCUUCCCACGCCGCCUAAACCUCCGACGCCAUCGCUUCGCUUCCGUCGCUGCCGCCGCCGUUAGGCAGGAUACCACCGUCUGGACCCCUGCCCCGCUUUCCGAGGUUGAACCUGCAGCGGAGUCCCUCUUUCACGUCACUGUCGACUUGUCCGACUCGCCUGAUUUGGCCGCAUCUCACACUCGGGCCGGGCAGUACCUCCAGUUGCGAGUUCCUGACGGAUCCAAGCCUUCCUUCCUUGCUAUCGCCUCGCCUCCGAAGCUCGCUUCGGCCCGUGGCGUUUUCGAGUUUCUUGUAAAGAGCGUGCCGGGAUCUACCGCCGAGAUUCUAUGCGGGUUGAAGAGAGGGGCUGUGGUGGAACUGAGUCAGGUUAUGGGGAAUGGGUUCGAUACGAGUCGGAUAGAUCCACCUGCGAAAUAUCCAACGGUUUUUAUUUUUGCGACUGGAUCCGGAAUUAGUCCCAUUCGAUCACUCAUCGAGUCUGGAUUUAGUGCUGCUGAGAGAUCUGAUGUGAUGCUUUAUUAUGGGGCCAGAAACCUUCAAAGAAUGGCUUAUCGGGAUAGAUUCAAAGACUGGGAAUCUUCUGGUGUUAAGAUUGUCCCUGUCUUGUCUCAACCAGAUGGUAAUUGGACCGGCGAAAAUGGCUAUGUGCAGGCUGCUUUUACAAGAACCAAGCAAAUUACUGAUCCUUUGUCCACUGGUGCGGUACUUUGUGGGCAGAAACAGAUGACUGAGGAAGUGACGUCUAUUCUUACUGCUGAUGGAGUCUCAAGUGACAAGAUUUUGAAAAACUUCUGACAACUCGGCUGAAGUUUUGUUAUUGUUGUAUCAUUGUCACGUUGUAGUGAUAUAAUUAUUUGUCCAUUGCCACUGCUGAGGAUAAAGUAUGUCGGCAUGGAAUGUACAAUAAAAUUAAUUUUGGGAAACAAAGUUCCCAUAAUAGAAUUUGAACACUUUCGGCAACCAAACAGGGGAUCAAAAUUUUAAUAAAUAUUGAUUUUGCACCUACCAUCCAAGGACAGUCAUGUCUUAUUCUA